GAGAAGUGGUGUUAGAUGGAAUAAAUAAAGCUAAACCAAGAUCCAAGACCAGAUGAAAUAUAUUCUAAUUCUAGAAUCAUCAAAAGGGUCGAGGAACAUCUGGAUUCUCAGCAGUCUAACACAGAACGCCCAUUAUUCGAUUAACUCACUCAAUUUGGACGACCUGGCGCUUUACUUAGCUACAAGAAUCUCACAUAUAUCCAGCUAAUUUCCAAAAAUGAAAAAUCCUCAAGAGCGAUCAAGUAUUCUAUCACGCCGGCUCAUUUUGCUAAUUUAUCCCAGAAAGGAACCACCAAAACAAUAUCCGAUCUUCGGCAUUUUUCUCCAAGAAUCUCAACACUCUCAAAUAAAGCCAUCAGCAUACCCAAUUUUUCCAAUUCCUUUCACCUACGAGCCCACAUUAUCAUCCCGAGUUCUCCUAAACCUCAAAUUCGGCUUAAACAAUGGCUCUUCUCAUCCAUUAUCCCUCCCGUCUCAUUCAUCUCAUCCUCAUAUUCACUACCCCCCAAAGUGCCGAGUGGCCGAGACUAUCUCCAACACCUCACUUUUUCGACCGACCCAUUCUUUUCAAAAUCAUCAGCAAACUGCGUUCGGUCUUCUCUCACGGUACCAACCCAGCGAGUCAGAUCCACUGCAAAUCACCUCCAGUAAGUCCCAACUUGCCCACAGGCUCUGGAAAUAUCUCGAAUUUUCCCGUUCCUACAAGCUUAGACCUUAAGAGCAGCUACACUACGCGAUCGUAUUAUCUCAGAAAGAUGUCCUCCCUAAAUCCACGCGCGCCUGUUUUUAUACCUUCCCUUCAUUUUACCUCAAGUACUCCCUCAGCUGGUCCCCUCUCUUCUUUCACCCCACGACCAUUACCACCAAUACCACAUCAUUUGGCUGCUGCCAAUGCUGCCGGAUAUUCAUUCAUUGCUGCAUAUCCCAACCAUCCACUUGCAGAAUUUGCUGCUGAAGAAGUUCAAACUGCAGUGGACGAGCGAGCACUUGUCUUGUGCCAAAAGGACAAGUUGAGAGAAAAGAUGUUGGUUUCCCAUUUGAAAAGAUUUUUACAUGAUACUGGCACGGGAAAGGAGGCAGUAAAGGGUAAGAAAUGGGUUAAGAGCCAAGAAAAGGGGGUUGUGUCUGAAUAUAAAAAGAUAUGUGCAAAGUUGGGCGAGCGACCUGAAGUUUCUCGUUGGUUUUUUUGACGAGAAACAUUGUUAAACAUGAGUAAUACAGACCUUUUGUAACCUUGUACAUUUGAGGUAGGAUAACGGGUCAAAAUAUUUGAGAUGAGCGAAAAGAAAAUGCGACAACGAUCUCGUUUGCAGACGGGAUGAAGUGCUUGGAUAAAAUGGGACACAGGAUAGGUUGGGUGGGAUAAGAUCUUCAACUUGCAACUUGUGGCUAUCUGAUUACUUGCUGAUAGUUUUGAAUACCAAUCAAAUCGUUUUGACACCACAAUACUUAAUAGGUAUCUUCAGUGAGACGUUUUUUGACGUUUGUCAUCUACUUAGAACUCGAAAAAUAACACGUCGAUGGAGCUUUUCUCGGCUUGAGAAUUGCUUGCUUGAAAGGAAAGGAAAUUUCGACCUUGCGGUUGGCUGAAAAGAAAAGGUUGAGAGAGUAAUCGAAUAUCAACGCUUCACUUCAAGGACCCCGAUCUGGUUGCAUCAUCCAACACACCAACUUUGGUGAUCUUGAGAAAAGGACAGAACAGAUGUGGAAUUCUAUGUUUCUAACACAUUGUUUGUAAAAUAAUACAGUCCUAUAGAGGGAAAACAAUUUGCUUUGAGGGACCUUCCGAGGUCUUUGUCAGAUCGGAGUCUAUGGGAUAGACCAAUAUAGACUUCGGAGUGUCGAAGUUUA
This is a messenger RNA of Botrytis cinerea B05.10, 1851 nucleotides long. RefSeq lists its product as hypothetical. The coding region runs from base 444 to 1190 and encodes 248 amino acids. The transcript has 4 exons. Lineage: Eukaryota; Fungi; Ascomycota; Leotiomycetes; Helotiales; Sclerotiniaceae. The record is from RefSeq and is a predicted model, not a curated record.